This is a messenger RNA of Trichomycterus rosablanca, 2001 nucleotides long. It is a transcript of the gene pmm2, whose product is annotated as phosphomannomutase 2. Gene Ontology annotation, biological process: mannose metabolic process; GDP-mannose biosynthetic process; protein N-linked glycosylation. Gene Ontology annotation, molecular function: phosphomannomutase activity. The coding region runs from base 97 to 849 and encodes 250 amino acids. The transcript is spliced from 8 exons. NCBI's taxonomy places the organism in Eukaryota, Metazoa, Chordata, Actinopteri, Siluriformes, Trichomycteridae. Gene Ontology annotation, cellular component: cytosol. The record is from RefSeq and is a predicted model, not a curated record.
UUUCCUGCAUGGUUUCGUCCUUCCCAGUUGCUCUUCAGAUUUGGAAAUAAUUAGUAAAUAAUUAUUAUAAAUAAAUAUAUACAUUUUAAAUUAAAGAUGAAUAAUUCGGGUGUGGACACCACAACACUUUGUCUGUUUGAUGUGGACGGAACUUUAACAGCAGCUCGCCAAAAAGCCACUCCACACAUGCUAGAGUUCCUGAACAAGCUAAGACAGAAGGUCCGGGUUGGAGUCGUCGGGGGCUCAGACUUGACCAAGAUCAAAGAGCAGCUGGGUGACGAUGUGACUAAACAAGUGGACUAUGUUUUCGCCGAGAACGGUUUGGUUGCCUACAGAUUUGGGCAGCUACAUUCUGUGCAGAGUAUUCAAGCCUAUCUAGGGGAGGAGAUUUUACAGGACUUCAUCAACUUCUGUUUAGACUACAUGGCAAAGAUCAAACUGCCCAAAAAGAGGGGCACGUUUAUUGAGUUUCGGAAUGGAAUGCUAAACAUUUCUCCCAUUGGUCGAAGCUGCAGCCAGGAGGAGCGAAUUGAAUUUUUUGAGCUUGACAAGACAGAGAAGAUCCGAGAGAAGUUCGUGGCUGUUCUGAAAGAGAAGUUUGGUCAAAAAGGAUUGGCGUUCUCUAUUGGAGGGCAGAUCAGCUUUGACGUCUUCCCAGAAGGCUGGGAUAAGCGGUACUGUCUGGGCAUCGUAGAAAAGGACACCUACAAAACCAUCCAUUUCUUUGGGGACAAAAUCCAAAUAGGAGGAAACGAUUACGAGAUCUACACUGACCCCCGGACGAUCGGACACGAGGUCAAAUCACCCGACGACACGCAGCGGAUCUGUCAGGAACUUUUCUUCUCCUGAGUGACCUCGUUCCUCCUUGGAGCCUGUAGGACUUGAUAUAACGUUACUGAAAUGCCUGAGUGUUGUUGUUGUUGUUUUUUUACCACUAAUUAUGCAAUGAAUGAACUCAACAGUAUACAUGAAGGAUUCAGAGCAUCCUUUCUUGGACAUGCCUUGUUCCACUGGUUGUGUGCACUGUAAAUUGUUUGGGACCCUGUAGCAUUCAAUAACAAACCAGAUUUCUCUUAGCAUGCCAAAUUUGCCCAGUGACGACUAUGAAUGUCCUUUUAAAACAGUAAAAAACUCUAAUUGGACUUAUACUAACUGACCAUAAACUAUUAUGACAAUUCAUUAAAAAAACAUGUGCAUUAAUGUGCUGGACUGGCACCAUCAAGUGUUCCAGAAUUUGUGUAGUAGUAAUAGAAUAGUGACCAAAAGUAUGUGGACACCACAUUUUAGAACUAUAGUGCAUAUAAUAUGCAGUUGGUACGUUAUUAUAGGCAGUGGUCGCUCCCCCGUUAAUUUACAGGCACUUCUCUUCUCGGUAGGCCACGACCAUUUGUGAGCUUUUAUUGGACAGCAAGGCCUGGUUUGCACAUGUCUUACUCAUUUAAAUAUGCAGUAUUGAUCUCGCUUUGUGCUCAUGGCCACAGUCAUGCUAGAACAGGAAAGCGUCUUGAUUUUAUACAUCUAUUAGCAAUUGAUGAGGCUGAAAAAAAGUAUUAUGAGGGUGUCCACAUACUUUUAGAGCUUAAAAACUACUAGGGAAUAGGGUUUUCAUUAAUAUUGACCUUACACAUGCCUGAUUGGACUAAUGGCAUCUUACUCAAGUUGUGUGUUGUACAGAAUCAGAACAUAUUACAAUACUAAAAAUACAAUUAAAUAUGCACUAGAAGGUCUAAAAUUAGACGUCCAGAACAAAAGGUAUUUAUUGCACUGCAGAUUGAAGUUGAUUUUUAUGAUUGUGUUGUGACUGGGAAAAUGUGGUUGCCAGUAUAAUGGGAUAUUUUAUCAGAUUGUCAAUUUUGGAACAUAAGCAGAUUGUAAUCAUCAUUUUAGCAAAUAGUUAGAGAUAAGUUUGUGGGUGUGGGGCUAAAUGUACGAAAAAUUUAAUGAAAUGGUGCUUGCUGGGAAAAGUAUAUGUAAAUUAAAACAUGAUGCUGUGUUUCUAAA